Haliotis rufescens (red abalone) is the source of this 945-nucleotide messenger RNA. RefSeq names its product keratin-associated protein 9-1-like. The record is from RefSeq and is a predicted model, not a curated record. The transcript has a single exon. The coding region runs from base 1 to 945 and encodes 314 amino acids. Lineage: Eukaryota; Metazoa; Mollusca; Gastropoda; Lepetellida; Haliotidae.
AUGUCAAAACACGGCCGCCAGGAAAAAUGGAACCACAAGUGUUGCGGUAUGCCUGCAAGUGUUGCAGAGUGCCUACAAGUGUUGCGGUAUGCCUACAAGUGUUGCGGUAUGCCUGCAAGUGUUGCAGAGUGCCUACAAGUGUUGCGGUAUGCCUACAAGUGUUGCGGUAUGCCUGCAAGUGUUGCGGUAUGCCUACAAGUGUUGCGGUAUGCCUACAAGUGUUGCGGUAUGCCUACAAGUGUUGCGGAGUGCCUACAAGUGUUGCGGUAUGCCUGCAAGUGUUGCGGUAUGCCUGCAAGCGUUGCGGUAUGCCUACAAGUGUUGCGGUAUGCCUGCAAGUGUUGCAGAGUGCCUACAAGUGUUGCGGUAUGCCUACAAGUGUUGCGGUAUGCCUGCAAGUGUUGCGGUAUGCCUGCAAGUGUUGCGGAGUGCCUACAAGUGUUGCGGUAUGCCUGCAAGUGUUGCGGUAUGCCUGCAAGUGUUGCAGAGUGCCUACAAGUGUUGCGGUAUGCCUACAAGUGUUGCGGUAUGCCUGCAAGUGUUGCGGUAUGCCUACAAGUGUUGCGGUAUGCCUACAAGUGUUGCGGUAUGCCUACAAGUGUUGCGGAGUGCCUACAAGUGUUGCGGUAUGCCUGCAAGUGUUGCGGUAUGCCUGCAAGCGUUGCGGUAUGCCUACAAGUGUUGCGGUAUGCCUGCAAGUGUUGCAGAGUGCCUACAAGUGUUGCGGUAUGCCUACAAGUGUUGCGGUAUGCCUACAAGUGUUGCGGUAUGCCUACAAGUGUUGCGGAGUGCCUACAAGUGUUGUGGAGUAACUCCAGACCACUGUCGGACAGUGAUAUCACUCGUUUCAUCAGUGACGGGAUAUCCAGCUACGUUGCCGAAUACGAUAAUACUAUAUAUACUUUUGGAUUUGUUUUCAGUCGUUGGUUUGUGAAUCAGCAGUGA